AUGGCCUCGACUCCAACCAACGGCAGCUCAGCUCGUCGAAAGAAUGGGAAGGACGCCUCCUGCGAGCCUUGUCGCAAGAGCAAGAUACGUUGCGACCACGCCCGACCUAUCUGCGGCAGAUGUCGUCAACGCAGUCUACAUUCUCAAUGCUUCUACCAUCCGGCGCCUCUCUCGAGAAAGAAGCCUGCCAGCAGUGCGGCUCAAAGCCAGGAUACGGUCAUCUCAACCCAUGCCGAAGAGACCUCGGUGCCAGAAUCGAUACCAUCCACGGCAACAGCUACUCAAUCCGCGAACGUAACCCAUCUGAAAGGCUUCAGUAGCGUCUUGAAUCGUACUCGUGCAGAGUACACAGCGCGGAUAGCCGAGGUCCUGCACCAUCUUCGCGACUUCCAGACAAUAGAAGACCUUAUGGCUUCCUACUGGCCUGCUAGUCAAUCGGCAAUCUUACCAGGUGGCUUGAUCAUGCGCGGAAUGCCGGCACUCGGUCAGACAGUUGCUCUGCAUGUCUCGUCGAAUGAAGAGGAUCAACUCAUGCAGUUGGCCAAGAGAGUAAUGGACUCCACUUCCAUUCGCGUCAAGAUCAACGCAUCACUCACUCCAGAAGACUUUAUGGACUUGUUUACUGGAGAAAACCUUCGUUUGGAAUACCUGGGCCUAAUAUUUUCCAUUGCAGCACGCUCGUACUUCAUCGGUAUGGCAAAGAACAUGGCAUGGAAGGAAGAAUUCCUGCAGCAGAUAUACCAAUGCAGUACCACAUGCUUGCAAAUGGCUCGCGAGCUGACUCCGGUCAAUGAUAUGACAGUGUGGCUGGCCCAAGAUCAUGCCAUAAUGACCAGUGCCAUCGAAGGCGACUCUAGUGAAGUCCACUGGAGAUGCCAAGGCGACCUCCAUUUGGAUAUAUUUUCUCUGGGUAUAUAUCAAGAGAGCCAAAUUACAGUAGACACGCCUUUCUUCCUCGCCGAAUGUCGCCGCAGAACGUACGCUCGAGCUUAUCGUAACGACAAGUUCAUCUCCGCGCUGCUCGAUCGUCCUCCUCGAUUGCUCAAGCGUCGUUCGAAUGUCGAACUACCCCUGGAUCUUACUGACGAGGAGCUCUUGGCAGAGCCUGGUGAGCUUGCACUGGCACGAGGUCGACUAACUUCAGAAGGUUGGGCCCAAACGGGUUGCAUCAGUGCCGCUACGUGGGCUCGGAUUCGUGUCGUCACGGCAGAAAUGACUGAGGAGAUCUUCGAGUAUAGGUGGCUGCCCGUACAUCCUGAGUCCAUUAUCGCCUUGAGGGCGUUAGCAGACAGGAAUCGGCAAACUUGGUCUUCUCUACCAUCCCACGUACAGUACACCUCAGCCGCUUGGCAAUCAGGCAGUGACCCACAAAAUUGCUUCAUGCUGGUAUCAGUCUUGUUGGGGUUCCUCAAUACGGAGUUCCAACUAUUUCAGAUGAUCGAGAAACAUGAUGUGGACGCUGCGCAGCGACUCAUUCUGGUUUCGUCAGAAAUCGUGUCUCUAGUCCUGGAGCUGGGCUCGUAUCGUAGAAAGGCUGUGUACAUGCAUGCCAGGUUUUCGGAUGUUCUUCUGUAUUUUGGGCUCGCUCCGGCGUUGGUGCUCUCCCAGGCUCUGACCAAGAGCAAAUCGGAUCCUUCGAGUCUGCCGCCAGGCCUUCGUAGGUCGACCCUCAUCAGGCAUCUUUCCGCAUUCAUCUGCCAGCUGGAAAGCAUCAGCGGCCCAGGCGAGGUGAACUACGACAUCACUUCUCAUGCUGCUGGGUUGAUCACCGCUGCAUUGGACGAAGUGCUUGACGUCGCCGAGCCAGGUCCAUCCUCAGCACCAAGUGAUGCUUUGGCGACUCCACUUGACUUCGACAUGGCAACACUGUCGUCAAGCUACCCUGAUAUCUGGGAAGGGUUCGACUUGAACGAAUGGCAGAAGCAGAUUGACUGGAAUGUAGGGUAUGAUGGCUUCUAG
Messenger RNA from Zasmidium cellare ATCC 36951, 1959 nucleotides. RefSeq lists its product as uncharacterized. Gene Ontology annotation, molecular function: zinc ion binding; DNA-binding transcription factor activity, RNA polymerase II-specific. The transcript has 4 exons. The record is from RefSeq and is a predicted model, not a curated record. Gene Ontology annotation, cellular component: nucleus. NCBI's taxonomy places the organism in Eukaryota, Fungi, Ascomycota, Dothideomycetes, Mycosphaerellales, Mycosphaerellaceae. Bases 1 to 1959 code for a protein of 652 amino acids. Gene Ontology annotation, biological process: regulation of DNA-templated transcription.